Metarhizium acridum CQMa 102 is the source of this 333-nucleotide messenger RNA. NCBI's taxonomy places the organism in Eukaryota, Fungi, Ascomycota, Sordariomycetes, Hypocreales, Clavicipitaceae. The record is from RefSeq and is a predicted model, not a curated record.
AUGCAAGCAACUCGAGCGCUGUUAAAGCGCUCAGUGUGGAAAGGUACGCAUCGAAACCUCCCCAAAAUCGCCAAAAAAGUAAAUUCAAUUGCUGAUUACAACCGCACAGGACCACACCUUGUUCCGCUCCCAAUUGUAUUCCCCAAGAAACAAGGCGACAAAGUUCCCCCCGUGCGAACACAAGCUCGCUCGGCGACCAUCUUGCCCAACUUUGUCGGGCUCAAGUUUGAGAUUCACAAUGGCAAGGACUACCACCAGGUGACGAUAACAGAGGACAUGGUGGGACACAAGCUGGGCGAGUUUUCACCGUACGUUUGUGCCUCGCUUCGCUAA